This is a messenger RNA of Tigriopus californicus, 1472 nucleotides long. RefSeq names its product acyl-coenzyme A diphosphatase NUDT19-like. The transcript has a single exon. NCBI's taxonomy places the organism in Eukaryota, Metazoa, Arthropoda, Copepoda, Harpacticoida, Harpacticidae. Gene Ontology annotation, cellular component: mitochondrion. The record is from RefSeq and is a predicted model, not a curated record. The coding region runs from base 337 to 1437 and encodes 366 amino acids. Gene Ontology annotation, molecular function: hydrolase activity, acting on acid anhydrides, in phosphorus-containing anhydrides.
UGUUUGCUACUGAGCGACAUUUCCCCGACCAAUCUUUUUUACAGAAAUAAACACUUCGCUUAUUGAUGUCUGAAGGAAGCGAAAUUAACAACGUCACAGGACCUUUUCCAAAAUUAUUUCUCGAACAAUUGGUCGGGUUUAGAGGUGCAGUAACAUGGAACUUUCCUACGUGCUGUACAAUUGUCGGCCACUCCAGCCUGCGAAUAUUUGCAUGUCUCGAUGUUUCAAGUAAUAAAACUUGACCUACAAAAUAUCAAUAGAAAAGAGUUUGCAAUCUGAUUGCUACAAAUGGCAGAUGCAUAUCAGUUUCCAUGAAAAUGAUCACUGAUCAAGAAAAUGGAAUCCCAAUUGGCAGGUCAUAUCCCCCAAAUCUGGUCACGGGCAGGAGGUGUGCAGUGCAAAGCUAAGCUAUUUUUCAAGGCUUCUUUGAGGAUAAAAAUGAAACGCUUGCCAUGGAAGGAAUCGGCAACCACCAUUUUAAUCGCCAAAUCCACCAAAACCUCAACCACGUUCAAUUACAAGGUCUUGAUGCUCAAGCGAAGCGGCAAGAGCCAGUUCAUGCCCAACACAUUCGUUUUUCCCGGAGGAAAAAUCGACCAAGCCGACUUUCAUCCCGGGUGGAAAGACAUUUUUGCAUCUAGUGGAAAAUCCAUCUCAGACAUAAUCCGAUCGAAGCCACAAGAGCCUUUUCUGAUCCAACCUAAAGACGAAGAUGAUCGUGAAGGUCUUCAUCGACGUCUGGCCUUUCGAAUCUGUGCCUUACGCGAGACCUUUGAGGAGUGUGGAGUACUUUCCAUUGUAAAUGCAAAAGCCGAUCUUGAUCUCGAUAAACUUCGUUAUUGGCGGACCAGAGUCGACCAGAAUGCCUCUAGCUUCCUCCAAAUGUGCCAGGAGUCCCAAUUGUGCCCGGAUGUGUGGUCUUUGCACGAAACCUCAGACUGGUUAACUCCAGUAGGUCGCAAGGAAUUGGGAACGAGGCGAUUUGAUACAAUCUUUUACUCGCAUUUCUUACCCCAAAUUCCAUUGCAAGGCGUGAGUUUCGACGACAAGGAGGUCACUGAAUUGUGCUGGACGGAACCUUUGGCCAUGCUAGAGGACGCCAAGGCUGGAAAAUUGGAGUUGGCCCCACCUCAAGUGUAUGAAUUUACCAGAAUGGCUCGAUUUGAGAAGAUCGAGGACCUGGAGAAGGACGUUUCAAGUAGAGCCAAACAAGGUGUAAGCACCACGUUUCCAGUGCUAUUCAAAUGUCCUGAUUGCACCCUCUCCGUUCUACCUGGGGAUGAGCUCUAUCCUGAGACUCCCGAUUUUCAAGGGAAACAACCUGGAUGGAAGCCCUUGGAGUGGAAUUUCCAACAACUUAAUCAAAAAUUCCCAAAAGCUAACCGAAUAGCCAUCUUUAACAAGCACAAUAUCGUUCCAUUUGUUCAAUUGCGAUAACGAUAUUCAACCUAGAUAAAGACGUUUCUAUCGAG